Molecule: messenger RNA, 1026 nt
Organism: Colius striatus (speckled mousebird)
Lineage: Eukaryota; Metazoa; Chordata; Aves; Coliiformes; Coliidae
Product: CMP-N-acetylneuraminate-beta-galactosamide-alpha-2,3-sialyltransferase 2-like
Exons: 7
Coding region: 23-982 (319 amino acids)
Molecular function (GO): beta-galactoside (CMP) alpha-2,3-sialyltransferase activity
Source: RefSeq, a predicted model, not a curated record
CGGUGAGCAGGUGGCACGAGGGAUGCUGUGCCAGCGGCACAAGCAAGUGCUGCUGGCCCUGUGCGUGCUGCUGGUCCUGUGGCAGCGCUUCCGAGCUCCCGGCAGCGCCCCGGGCCCGUUCCCUCGGGCUCCAUCGCCCGCCGCAGCCCGGCCCGGCCGCUGUGCCGCCCGCCGCAACGGCUCCGCCUGGUUCAGCGCCCGCUACGACGCGGCCGUGGGGCCUCUGCUGACGGCCACGGCCCACGAGCUGCCCUCCGGCCUGCUUCAGUGGUGGCUGGCCCUGCAGGGCCCCCAGCAUGGCGUCCAGCUCCAGCCCAUCAUCCAGCAGCUCUUCAGGGUCAUCCAGGCCCCGAGCAGCAGCAGCUGGGCCCCGUCCUGCUGCAGGACCUGCGCGGUCGUGGGCAACUCGGGGCAGCUGAAGGGCUCCGGCCACGGGCUGCGGAUCGACGCCCACGACUGGGUGCUGAGGAUGAACAGAGCAAAGAUCACUGGCUUUGAGCAGGAUGUUGGCAGGAGAACCACUCACCACUUCAUGUACCCCGAGAGCGCGGUGAACCUCGAGCCUGGUGUCCACCUUGUCCUCGUCCCUUUCAAGCCACUGGACCUGCAGUGGGUGGCCAGUGCCUUCUCCACCGGCGAGCUCACACGCACCUACACAAGAGUGAAACAGUUCAUCAAAGCUGACAGAAACAAGGUGCUGAUCCUCAGCCCAGCUUUCCUCAAGUACAUCCACGACAACUGGACGCGGGGCCACGGGCGCUACCCCUCCACUGGCUUCACAGCUCUGCUGUUUGCCCUGCACUGCUGCCAGGAGGUCUCGGUGUUCGGCUUCGGAGCCGACGGUGAUGGGAACUGGCACCACUACUGGGAGAGGAACCGCUGGUCGGGGGCCUUCCGCAGGACCAGGGUCCACGAUGCUGAUGUGGAGUUCAGCAUCAUCCAGAGACUGGCAGCUGAGGGCAGGAUCUGCUUCUACACAUGAGGCCCUUCCACGAGCCCUUGGCGCGGGCUCCGGCACGGCCGCAG